AUGUCUUGGGCAGGAUUCAAGAAAAAUGUCAACCGCGCGACAACGCAGGUGAUGAUGAAAACAGGACAUGUCGAGAGAACGAAUGACCGGGACUAUGAAAUCGAGGAGCGACGAUAUCGGACCAUGGAGGCUGCGGCAAAUCGACUGCAGAAGGAGGCAAAGGGAUAUCUGGAUUCGUUACGAGCUAUGACGGCUUCUCAAAUGCGCAUUGCGGAGACGAUUGAUGCAUUUUACGGCGAGGCCGGUACUCGGGAUGGUGUGAGUAGAAGCUACAAGCAAGCUGUGGAGGACUUGGACGCCGAGACGAUCAAAGCAUUGGAUGGGCCGUACAGAGCAACCGUACUCGACCCCAUUUCGCGCUUCUGUGCGUACUUCCCCGAUAUCAACGAGUGCAUCAAGAAGCGGAACCACAAGUUGCUGGACUACGACGCUAUGCGAGCGAAAGUGAAGAAGUUGGUCGAGAAGCCAGACAAGGAUGCCACCAAGCUGCCCCGGGCGGAGAAGGAGACCGAGAUGGCCAAGCAAGCAUACGAGCAGCUUAAUGAACAGCUGUUCACGGAACUUCCACAGCUCAUCGAUCUGCGUGUGCCGUAUUUGGACCCCAGUUUCGAAGCCUUGGUCAAGAUUCAACUACGUUUUUGCGCCGAAGCAUAUUCGCGCAUGGCUCAGGUGCAGCAAUAUCUCGACGCUGAGACAAGAGAUCAAUACGCCCGCGGCGAUUUGGAUAACAGGGUAGAAGAAGUUCUGCAAGAGAUCCGGGACCUGAGUAUAGCGGGAACUGUAUGA
Aspergillus thermomutatus is the source of this 786-nucleotide messenger RNA. It is a transcript of the gene HOB3, whose product is annotated as amphiphysin-like protein RVS161. Bases 1 to 786 code for a protein of 261 amino acids. Gene Ontology annotation, cellular component: medial cortex; Rvs161p-Rvs167p complex; actin cortical patch. Gene Ontology annotation, molecular function: lipid binding; protein binding. Gene Ontology annotation, biological process: actin filament organization; endocytosis; actin cortical patch localization. The transcript is spliced from 6 exons. The record is from RefSeq and is a predicted model, not a curated record. Lineage: Eukaryota; Fungi; Ascomycota; Eurotiomycetes; Eurotiales; Aspergillaceae.